GGCGGGCGCCUGGCUGCUCCGGGCUCGCCAUCAAUUUUGCCGUUCCGCGUUUCCCACCGCCAACCGCGUCGCACAGUCCGCUGUCCGCUGUCGCAGCGGCCUCCUCUCCUCUCACCAUGCUCGCUGCCCUCGCUCAACGCAUAACACGGCCCGCGGUGGCCGCGGCCAGCCACGGCGCGGCUUCCUGCCUUCCGCCGCAGCCCGCGGCACGUCUGCUGCUCGCCCGGUGCGCGCGCGCAUACUCUUCGCAGGCUUCCUCCGGCAACAAGGGCUGGGACGCGGUCAGCAACCUUGCAAACGAGGUGGGAAAGUCUAUUCAAGGGUCUACGCCUUUGGGGUACCGCGUCUCGCCCGAAGACGCCUGGGCAGCCAUGUCGCGUUCAAUAGUCCCAGAACUCGAGAGACAGAAGCCCGCGGGCAAGUACAAGGGCCGUACUGUUCGAGUGCAGAAUAGGGACCUGUCAGAAGCUUUCCGUCAGCUCCGAGUUAUCCUCUCGCGGAAUAGGGUUCCCCAGACUUUCCACUACCAGAAGCGGCACGAGCGGAAGGGUGACAGGCGUAGGAGAUUGCGGAGCGAGAACUGGCGGAAGGCAUUCAAGAACGAGGUUCGCAAGCGCGUUCUUAUCGUCAAUACUAUUCGCCGCAAGGGUGCUUGAAUACAGCUUAUACUUACCCCCGCUCUUUGCGACCCCUGCAACCCAUUCCUCCGUGUCCCUCA
This is a messenger RNA of Schizophyllum commune H4-8, 718 nucleotides long. RefSeq lists its product as uncharacterized. The coding region runs from base 117 to 656 and encodes 179 amino acids. The transcript has 3 exons. Gene Ontology annotation, molecular function: structural constituent of ribosome. Gene Ontology annotation, cellular component: ribosome; mitochondrial small ribosomal subunit. Gene Ontology annotation, biological process: translation; mitochondrial translational initiation. The record is from RefSeq and is a predicted model, not a curated record. NCBI's taxonomy places the organism in Eukaryota, Fungi, Basidiomycota, Agaricomycetes, Agaricales, Schizophyllaceae.